Batrachochytrium dendrobatidis JAM81 is the source of this 966-nucleotide messenger RNA. RefSeq lists its product as uncharacterized. Gene Ontology annotation, cellular component: nucleus. The record is from RefSeq and is a predicted model, not a curated record. The transcript is spliced from 3 exons. Lineage: Eukaryota; Fungi; Chytridiomycota; Chytridiomycetes; Rhizophydiales. Bases 1 to 966 code for a protein of 321 amino acids.
AUGACAGACAUAUCCAAACUCUUGACUGAAUAUACUCCCAGACUCAAGGAAGUUCUUGCAGAGGCAGACCUAGAAGUCCUUUCCAUUCGAAAGUUACGAACCCAAGCUGAAAGCGAACUCAAGGUUGAUUUGACCGAAUACAAAAAUGCAUUUCAAGAGCUGGUUAUGAGUCUAACCCAAGACGUCAGUUGUAAUGCUUCAAGCAAGGAAAACAAUACGCAGGUCGAUACUAUGGAUGAAUCACUUGACAACUCCAAAACUGAUACUGAUGACGAUAAAACCGAUGAUGAUGCGAUUGUGGAAAUUAAAAGCAAUAUUAAAUCUAGACGAAAUAUCCGACAACAUUUGUUCGGAACCAGUAAUUCUCUUGCUCAACUUUUGGGCACAACCGAUCCUAUUUCUCGAAUAGACCUUAAUAAACAACUAUGGCACUAUAUCAAAGAACACAAUCUUCAAGACCCAAUCGACAGGCGAUUCAUUUUGUGUGAUGAAAAGCUAAAGGCGGUGAUGAAAUCAAAACGAGUCAACAUGUUUAGCAUGAACAAGAAACUUUCGAAUCACCUAUACAGUGAUUACCAAUUCAUGCACAAAAAAGCAAGCUUGCAAGAACAACCCGUGGUUGAGCCCAAACCACCUAAAAGAAAGCGAGGAUCAGAUAGAUUAAAAUUAGCAGCAGAACUGAGCCCACUCAAUGAACCACGUAUACUGAGUCCUGAAUUUGCAAGCAUUGUUGGUGUAAGUGAGCUUUCUCGAGCACAGGCUCUUAAAGAGAUUUGGCUAUAUAUCAAGGACAAAAAACUGCAAGAUCCAUUGAAUAAGCGAAUGAUUAUUUGCGAUGAAAAGUUUAAAAACAUGUUCAAAGUAGAUCAAUUGGAUAUGUAUCAAAUGAACAGGGGACUUGGAGGGCAUAUGGUCAGAAAGGAAGAAUAUUCAAAGCAACCCAUUUCGGAAUCGCACGUUGAUUAA